This is a messenger RNA of Sciurus carolinensis (gray squirrel), 1330 nucleotides long. RefSeq names its product fructose-bisphosphatase 2 (gene Fbp2). Gene Ontology annotation, biological process: fructose 6-phosphate metabolic process; sucrose biosynthetic process; fructose metabolic process. NCBI's taxonomy places the organism in Eukaryota, Metazoa, Chordata, Mammalia, Rodentia, Sciuridae. Gene Ontology annotation, molecular function: fructose 1,6-bisphosphate 1-phosphatase activity. Gene Ontology annotation, cellular component: cytosol; cytoplasm. The transcript has 7 exons. The record is from RefSeq and is a predicted model, not a curated record. Bases 108 to 1127 code for a protein of 339 amino acids.
UUUGCCUUAAAGGGCAGGUUUCCAUCAGCUUCCACUUUGCAGAGCCGCAGCCCCUCGGGAUCAGGCAGGGACCGCAGGGAGGAAGGUCUGAAGCAUCGCCGGCCACCAUGACGGACAGGAGCCCCUUCGAAACCGACAUGCUCACCCUGACCCGCUACGUUAUGGAAAAGGGGCGGCAGGCCAAAGGCACCGGGGAGCUCACCCAGCUGCUGAACUCCAUGCUCACGGCCAUCAAGGCCAUCUCCUCCGCCGUGCGCAAGGCCGGCCUGGCCCACCUGUACGGCAUCGCAGGGAGCGUGAACGUGACUGGAGACGAGGUGAAGAAACUGGACGUGUUGUCCAACGCGCUGGUGAUCAACAUGCUUCAGUCCUCCUAUAGCACGUGCGUCCUGGUCUCCGAGGAGAAUAAGGACGCCAUCAUCACCGCCAAGGAGAGGCGGGGGAAGUACGUGGUCUGCUUUGACCCCCUGGAUGGAUCUUCCAACAUCGACUGCCUGGCCUCCAUCGGGACCAUCUUUGCCAUCUACAGAAAGACCACCGAGGAGGAGCCUUCAGAAAAGGACGCCCUGCAGCCUGGCCGCAACAUUGUGGCCGCGGGCUACGCGCUCUACGGCAGCGCCACCUUGGUGGCUCUUUCCACGGGGCAAGGUGUGGACCUCUUCAUGCUGGACCCCGCUCUCGGUGAAUUUGUGCUGGUGGAAAAGGAUGUCAAGAUUAAGAAGAAAGGAAAGAUUUUCAGCCUCAAUGAGGGCUAUGCCAAGUAUUUUGACGCUGCCACCACGGAGUAUGUGCAGAAGAAGAAAUUCCCUGAGGAUGGCAGUGCUCCCUAUGGGGCCAGGUAUGUGGGCUCCAUGGUGGCCGAUGUGCACCGGACCCUGGUUUAUGGAGGGAUCUUCUUGUACCCAGCCAACCAGAAGAGCCCCAAGGGCAAGCUGCGGCUCCUGUACGAGUGCAAUCCCGUGGCCUACAUCAUUGAGCAGGCAGGAGGUCUGGCAACCACAGGCACCCAGCCAGUACUGGAUGUGAAGCCGGAGAGUAUUCACCAACGAGUCCCCCUCAUCUUGGGAUCCCCAGAUGAUGUGCAGGAAUAUCUCACCUGUGUACAGAAAAACCAGGCAGGCAGGUAGUGAACCUGGCCUCACGAGCCCUCUUUUGCUUGUCUUUACCUUGCACUGAGGACCCUAUGAGUGAUACGUGGGGACAGUGGUGAUGAGAAAGAGGCACACCCACCAGUCACAUUUGGAAGAGUCACAGCCAGCUGCUGAAGGCGGGGUCAGGUGUCCCAGGGGAUUCUGUGGUUCAUAGGAAGGGCUAAAAAUAAAAACUGACU